Myxocyprinus asiaticus (Chinese sucker) is the source of this 2582-nucleotide messenger RNA. Its product is annotated as carcinoembryonic antigen-related cell adhesion molecule 5. The record is from RefSeq and is a predicted model, not a curated record. The transcript has 9 exons. Bases 22 to 1281 code for a protein of 419 amino acids. NCBI's taxonomy places the organism in Eukaryota, Metazoa, Chordata, Actinopteri, Cypriniformes, Catostomidae.
CCUAAUGAUUGCUUGUUCCAGAUGGCUUCUCACGGUUUGUGUUGGACGCUGUGCUUCUUAUUUACUAUUGGACAGUAUUUAUGUCAAAAGCUGGAGUUUCCUGGGCUGGCUGCUGGAGCAGUUGGUGGAAAAGUACUGCUCGCUCCUGUCAACCCACCCUCUCCACCAUUUGUGACAAUUCAGUGGUUAUUUGAAUCAGUAGGUAAUAUAAUAACUGGUUUUCCUAAUGGUGAACUUAAACCAGGAGAAGGUUAUAAAGACAGAGUCAGUCUGAAUCAAACCACUUUGGCUCUGGAGCUCAGGAACCUGACACUGAAUGAUUCUGGACAAUACAAAUUGAGUGUAUUUACAAAUUCAGAGAAUGCUAAUGGAGAAACUUCACUAAAUGUGUUUGAAAGAGUAUCUGGUGCUAGACUUAUUGGUCCAACAGAGUUGUUAAUUGAGGGUGAAUCAUCUGCUAAUGUGAUCUCUGAGGGAACUGGUACCAUCACCUCUGUGCUGUGGAUGAAAGAUAACAAUCCUCUGUCUCCUAGCAACAACAUCAACUUCUCAUCUGAUAACAGAUCAAUGUUGAUCAAUCCAGUGAGAAGAUCAGACAGUGGAGAAUAUCAGUGUACAUUAAGAAACCCCGCCAGCUCUGAGACUGCAAAACUCAGCCUUAUCAUCAACUAUGGACCAGAUGAUGUUCAUAUUAAUGGUCAAAAUGAGGUGGGUUUAGGGGAUCCUAUGUCGCUGUUUUGCUCUGGAAAUUCUGCACCUCCUGCCUCAUUCACCUGGAAGUUUAAUGGGACAAACACCACUGUGACAACAGACAAAUAUAAUAUUAAUGAGACUGACUUCACACACAGUGGGGAGUACAUAUGCACAGCCUGGAAUUAUGUUACAAAUAGACAUGUCUCACAGAUCCAUCAUUUAAUAGUUAAAGUUGGUGGUGGAGGAGGCGGGAUGACAACAGGAGAGAUAAUUGGAAUUGUCAUUGGAGUUUUAGUGGCAUUUGCAUGUAUUUGUGGUUUGACUGUCUAUUUGACAAAAACUGAGAAAAUCCCAAAACUCAGUCUAGGACGAAGUGGACCACCCAGUGGAGAAUCACAAAGCAGACAGGAGCCUGAGAUGAACUAUGCAGAUAUGAGUAUUUUCCAAAAGAGAGAGAAUGGAGAGAGAGUGAUUCUGGGUAACAUGAGUGAAUCUAGUGUGGAGUAUGCAGAAAUAAAACAUGGUUCAAACAAGCCAAGGGCACCCCCACCUCCCUAUGGAAGUCAGGUACCAAAACCCUCUUCUUGACCAGAGGAAACCACCUAUGCACAGGUGAGGAAGUGAAGGCACAGCAUUACCCAACUGAAACACAUUUAUUACACUGAGCGUGAAUGCAUAUUACACUUUCAAAUUUUUUAAUAUUUCUGCACUAUCGAGUUUUUAUUUCCAUGGUAUUAUUGUUGUGAAAAACAGUGUUGAACUUUUAUAAUGAUUUUGGGUUAAAUACAAGAUCUACAAGAUGAAAGUUUUUCUAAAAUUUCAAGAAACAACAUGUGUAUAUGCAUAUUACAGAAAUAUUUUAAUUGUAUAUCCAAUGUCCUAAUAUCCACUGUAUCUUUCAUAUGCACCACCAUGACUUUUAACUAUACUUGUUGUAUAAUGUUGUGGAUAAUGUAAUUAGAAGAGCACAGUUUUUCCCCUCAUUUCACAGUCACAAAUAACAUACGCCUUUCUGUACCAACUCAAGAGAGAGGAUCAGAGCCAUCGUCAACAAUAUUUUGGCCCAUCUUAAGAAGUUAAAUGUUACUUGUAGACUGACAGAAAUGUUCAUGCCUUAAACAUGAAGACAGGUAUAUUAUAGUACAAAGAUUCAUAUCAGAAAAGAGAAGAAAAGAUGAUUGGUAUUAAAAUGUUUGGUAAAUAUGUACAGACCCACUGUGUCUGCUUUCACAUUGGGAUGCUUGUUCUAUACAUUCACUGCCCCUUGUGUGUUUGUUUAUACUAAUACUUUCAGAAAUUUUAUUAUGGUUUCAGCAACUAAUAAGAGUGUUGCAUUCUAAGCUCUAUUCAAGACAUUUUACCAUGUUGUUUUCCAAUCCAUUUCCUGGAUUUCCUCAGAAUUUCCCCCCAAAUCAGGACAAAAUGUGAAAAAGAAAUGUACAGAUUCUAGUGCAACAUGUAACUUAUUGUCUGUAAUAUUCUUUGCAGUCCAUGAUUGUGCCAAAAUGAAGUUUUUUAUUUGCAAGAUUUUGUUUUUAUUUGCAUCACACAUCAAUUUCUCAGAAAUCAUAUGACUUAUACUUCUGCAUUGUUUCUUAAUUGCACCAGGCUGAUAAAAAUUCAAUAAAUAUGUGAUCAUUAGGAAAUAAAGCACAAAUGUUGCAUUUAUUGCCAAAUUUACCUUAAAACAUUAACCCCUGCCACAGCACUUUGCUCAGCUUUACUCAGGGACGUUAAAUGAGGAAGUGGCUUUGAUAUGUUUUGUCUUGGUUGUUUUGAUAAGCAGAUUACAUUUAUUAUUUAAUAACAUUUGUGAAGCCGUACUGUUUAUUAUAUAAAUGUUAUGUGAAUAUAUCUGAGCAAUAUUGCAAUAUGUACUGUUUCCUAAA